Molecule: messenger RNA, 2208 nt
Organism: Protobothrops mucrosquamatus (brown spotted pit viper)
Lineage: Eukaryota; Metazoa; Chordata; Lepidosauria; Squamata; Viperidae
Product: L3MBTL histone methyl-lysine binding protein 3
Exons: 10
Biological process (GO): regulation of DNA-templated transcription
Cellular component (GO): nucleus
Molecular function (GO): zinc ion binding; protein binding
Source: RefSeq, a predicted model, not a curated record
ACUAUCCUCAUGGCAAACAUUUUUCUUGGGAAAAAUAUUUGGAAGAAACCAGUUCCUUACCUGCACCUGCUAGGGCUUUUAAAGUGAAACUUUCUCAUGGAUUUCAGAAGAAUAUGAAACUUGAAGCUGUUGACAAGAGGAAUCCUACGCUUAUUAGAGUAGCUACUGUGGCUGAAACAGAAGAUCACAGAAUUAAAAUCCACUUUGAUGGCUGGGAUAGUAUUUAUGACUAUUGGAUUGAUGCAGAUAGCCCAGACAUACAUCCUGCAGGCUGGUGUGGAAAAACUGGACAUCCUCUUCAGCCUCCUCUUAGUCCACUGGAAUUAGUAGAAGCUUUAGAACAAGGAGGGUGCCCUACAGCAGGCUGCAGGGGAGUUGGACACAUAAAAAGAGCCAGGCAUAUGGGCCAUCACAGUGUGGUCAACUGCCCAUAUUCUGAAAUAAACCUGAACAAAGAGCAUAUUCUUUCAGACCGUUUAAGUGGAGAGACCCCUCCAAAUAAUCCACCUAUGCAUUGGAAUCGAAAGUCAGAAAUAAAUGAAAGAUCAGCCUCUCCUAUAAUCAAUAACAGAAAAUGUCCCAGUCCCAGUCACACUGGAGUUAAGCCUGCACCUCACAUACAGUCUUCAAAGGAGGAAAAUAAAGAUGUGAAACUUCUUUGCAAAAAGCCUUUAAUGUGUGAUGUCAAAGAAGAAAACUACAGGGGAGAGCAGACCAAGGAACUCACUGGGAAAGAUGACUGUGAAGAAAGAAAAACGGAAAAUGAAGUAUUGUCUAUAAACGAAACCAAAGAUAGCAAGGAAACCAAUAGCAGAAGUUCCCAUCUGCAGCCAGUCAUUUUAUCUUCCAAGCUCACAAUUCCUGCAUUUCCAUUGCGAUGGGAACAGCACAGUAAGCUCCUUCCUACAGUGGCUGGGAUUCCUGCUAGUAAAGUUUCUAAAUGGAGCACAGAUGAGGUCUCAGAGUUCAUUCGGAGUUUGCCAGGUUGUGAGGAGCAUGGCAAAGUGUUCAAAGAUGAGCAAAUCGAUGGGGAAGCUUUUCUUCUAAUGACCCAAGCAGACAUUGUCAAAAUAAUGAGUAUUAAACUGGGACCAGCUCUAAAAAUCUUCAAUUCCAUCCUGAUGUUCAAAGCUGCUGAUAAAAACUCUCAUAAUGAACUCUGAUAAAAGGUCUCCAGGACAACCUCUGCACUGCAGCCAAUGUUUUUACCCAAAGCACAAAGAAUACAGAAAGAGAACCUAGGAUGAACAUUUCAAAGGAAAAAAAAGUUUAAGUGCAUGAAAUAGAGAUACUUUCCAAAAAUUAGGGCAACUGGACACUUCUGAGAAGUGCUUAAGAUUUUUAGCAAGAUAAAAAAUUUAGUAGAGCAGGAACAUAAAGUUUGCCAACCUGGUGGUUUUAAUUUUCCUACAAUUAGCCACCUUAAUUUAAUUGGGGAACAAAUAACUAAGAGAACAUAUUGGAAUCAUGGUUAUAUUAGCCUUUUUUUAAAGAGUCACAAAAUAUAUACUUCGUGAAUUUACCCAAUGGGCUUAAUUAAUCUCUUUGUCCUAUUUGACCAUUUUCAUAAGAAAUUUUUCACAACUUAAAAAAUAGUUUGGAUGCAAUUAGUUAAUGGAAAUGGUUAACUCUUUAAUUUUGCCCUACAUUGAAAACUGCUAUUGACCCUGGUUGGUUUAUUCUAAGAAAACAUUGCUGAAGAUCAGUGCUGGUUUUUUUAAAAUUAUUUUUGCAUGGUUAAAAGAAAAAGAAAUACUUCCAGUAGCAUAUUUGGUAUGAAGUUAUUAAUAAGAACUACAAAAAGUUAAUGUAAUUAUAUUUCAUGUUGCAUUAUAUUACUUUAGUUCAUUCUGUUAAAAUAGAUACCAAUUAAAUGUGCAUAUGCAGAAUAAAAAUCCUGCAGUGUAAAAAAAACACCUUUUUAUAAGGAAUUAAAUUAGUUGAACAGAAAUAUUAACUCAAUAAUCUAAAAAUAGCAGUAAGGGAAAAGUUAAAACAGUUCUAUCCAAUUUAAAAGGAAUUUGUAAAAGUUAGGUCACUUGGCUUUAACAUGUGCAAUAGAAAAGAAUGUGAAACAAGAUCACCAAGGGUUAUAUUGCAUUGUUCUGUUCAGUCUUUUUUAUAAAUGUUGCAUCUUUUAUAUUUUGUUUGGACUUUUUACACUUAAAAUUGCAUUUAAAAUUGUUAUGCUUCAUAACUGCCAAAAUG